CUGUUUAGUACACUUAUUUUUCCUCUGAAAUUUCAGAAGCUUCUGCUUCUGCUGCUGUGUUUCUCUUAGCUUAUUAUUCUACAUUAUUUUGACAAGAACAAUAUUUUCAAAAUAAAUCCCCUACAGUUUUAAUUAAGAUGGAAGAACUCAGACUUAGCUUAGAUACAUACAAACUUCAACUACAGCAAGUUGAAGCUGCAUUAACUGCAGACGCAACGAGCGAGGAAUUGCUGAAAUUGAAGCAAGAUCUAGUUGAAGUGAUUGCUCUUACCAACGAACUUAUCAAUGCCCAGCGGGAAACCGAAGAUGAUUCUAAAAACAAAAGCAGCGAUAGAGGGUCACACAAAAAAGUAAUUCAGUGGUCCGUUGGAGACAAGUGCAUGGCUCCAUGGAGCAACAACAAGCAAUAUUAUGAUUGCACAAUUGAAGCACUGUCAGAAGAUGGAGAAGUCUCCAUUCGUUUUGAUGCCUACGGAAAUUCAGAUGUAACAACUACUGACAAACUUAAAGAAAGACCACGGGGGCUUGAAGGUGGGAUGUCAGACAAGAGCUUGGCAGAGAAACUCAAAACCAAGAAGGAGCAGCUUCAAAAGCAGCGAGAGUAUUUGAAGCAAAAGAAACAAAAGAAAUUGGUGAAAAUGAAGGAAUUGGAAGAGGCCAGGGAAGAGGAGAAAAGCAAAUGGCAAACUUUCAAUGCCAAAGCUCUGAAAACCAAGAAAGGUGGAAUAGUCAAAAAGUCCAUCUUUGCCACCCCAGAUGGACCUGGCGGUAAAGUUGGAGUUGGAACUUGUGGAAUUUCCGGCCGACCCAUGACUGAUUAUAUGCAAGCAGAAAAACGCAAGAAGAAAUAACAAACCUAUCCAUCAAAUAUGAAUUCGAAUGAGAAAAAAGUAAAAAAUAAACCUUUCGUUUUGUAA
Daphnia pulex (common water flea) is the source of this 917-nucleotide messenger RNA. Its product is annotated as survival of motor neuron-related-splicing factor 30-like. Lineage: Eukaryota; Metazoa; Arthropoda; Branchiopoda; Diplostraca; Daphniidae. Bases 138 to 851 code for a protein of 237 amino acids. Gene Ontology annotation, molecular function: RNA binding. Gene Ontology annotation, biological process: regulation of alternative mRNA splicing, via spliceosome. The transcript is spliced from 3 exons. The record is from RefSeq and is a predicted model, not a curated record. Gene Ontology annotation, cellular component: precatalytic spliceosome; nucleus.